AUGAUGCAGGAUCACUCACAAGACAAUCAGCUGCCAGACGAUCAACGGAUCGUGAUCACCGGAGUCGGUGUUGCUUCUCCGAAUGGUGACAACCUCAAUGAGUUCCGUGCUGCCUUGUUGGAAGGAAAGUCGGGUGUUGAGCCAUUCGAAACCCGCUAUAUUAAGCAGCCUGUGCUGGCAGGCGUUUGUCACUUCGACGAAUUUAAGUAUCAGAAACGCAAAGAGCGUCGUCGGGGAACCCGAGCAGGUUCGGUUUCCAUCUAUUGUGCAAAUGAGGCGGUCAUCGACUCUGGAAUAGAUUGGGAAAACUAUCGGAAGGAUCGGGUUGGCGUUUAUCUCGGCAUUACUGAGCAUGGGAACGUCGAAACAGAAAACGAGAUCUAUGAGAUUUCUCAAUUCGACUACGAUACGAAAGUCUGGUCCCACCACCAUAACCCGCGGACUGUCGCCAAUAAUCCUGCUGGUGAAGUCACUCUGAAUAUGAAAAUCACCGGCCCUCAUCUCACUGUUGGGGCCGCCUGUGCAGCUGGCAAUGCUGGAUUUAUUCAGGGAUUGCAAAUGCUGCGGUUAAAGGAAGUUGAUCUGGCGAUUGCUGGUGGCGUAUCAGAGAGCACUCAUACAUUUGGAAUUUUUGCCAGUUUUGCCAGUCAGGGAGCUUUGGCUUGGCAUGAGGACCCUGCGAAAGCAUGUCGCCCAUUUGAUGUGAAUAGAAACGGGAUUAUCGUCGCUGAGGGAGGUGGGAUUUGUACGCUUGAACGUCUUUCCGAUGCGCGCGAGCGAGGAGCCAAAGUUUAUGGUGAGAUUGUUGGGUAUGCGAUGAACUCUGAUGCGUCAGAUUUUGUAUUGCCCUCCUCGACGCGACAGUCAGAGUGUAUUCAACUCGCAUUGAACAAAGCGGGACUGACCUCUGACGACAUUGACAUCGUCUCCAGCCAUGCGACAGCGACUGAGCAAGGUGAUAUCGAGGAGUCAAAAGCCUUGAAGUCUGUAUUCGGAGAUCGCCCGGGAGUGGCGAUCAAUAACACGAAGAGCUUUAUCGGUCACGCGAUGGGAGCAGCUGGGGCGUUAGAGAGAGAGACCGGAAUGACUCCACCGGAAAUUCGACAAGUUAUCAUCGACAUCCUGGAGCGAAUUGCCCCUGACGAAGAUUUGUCAGAACUCGACGAUUCCGUUGCCUUUCGCGAGCAAAUGGAGCUCGACAGCAUGGACUUCCUCGAUAUCGUCAUGGAACUUCGGAAGUUGUACCGAGUGCAGAUUCCAGAAUCUGAUUAUGAGCAUUUGGGCUCAAUGAACAGUACUGUUGAGUACCUGACUCCUCUUCUCAAAGAUGCUUGA
This is a messenger RNA of Durusdinium trenchii, 1335 nucleotides long. The record is from the annotation of a GenBank genome assembly. NCBI's taxonomy places the organism in Eukaryota, Dinophyceae, Suessiales, Symbiodiniaceae.